Messenger RNA from Paramecium primaurelia, 544 nucleotides. The record is from the annotation of a GenBank genome assembly. NCBI's taxonomy places the organism in Eukaryota, Ciliophora, Oligohymenophorea, Peniculida, Parameciidae.
UAUAAAUAUAAUAUGACAGAAAUAAGCACACAAGUUAAUGUGAGGAAUCAUGAAAGAACUAUAUAACCAUCAAUCUUAAAAUGCAUUGCAACAAUACUGGAAGAUAUAGUUAAAGAAACGGACAAGUUAGAUUCUUAAUCAACACCUUUUCAUGCUUCGAAAAUACCUGCAAUUACAUUAGAAAAUUAUUUAAUUCGUAUAGCAAAAUAUGCAAAAUGCACAGAUGAAUGUUUCGUUAUUGCCAUGAUUUACUUGGAUAAAGUUUAAGAAUUAAAUCCAGAUAUUUUGUUAAAUAGCCAUUGUGUUCAUAGGUAUGUAAAUCAUGUGAAUUAGGUUUCUAAUGAUUGCAUUGGUGUUAGCCAUCAAAUUUUAAGAUGAUGAUUACUACAGAAACGACUAUUAUUCAAAAAUAGCAGGCAUCUCUUUAAAGGAGUUAAACUAAUUGGAAUCAGAAUUGCUAGAACUACUAAAUUAUGACUUAUUUAUUUCGAAAGAACUUUACAAUAUUUACUUAGAAAAAUUAAGGUACUACCAAGAAUAAUGA